This is a messenger RNA of Musca domestica (house fly), 5749 nucleotides long. It is a transcript of the gene ASPP, whose product is annotated as apoptosis-stimulating of p53 protein 1. The transcript has 9 exons. Gene Ontology annotation, molecular function: p53 binding. Gene Ontology annotation, biological process: regulation of apoptotic process. Gene Ontology annotation, cellular component: nucleus. Bases 1228 to 4590 code for a protein of 1120 amino acids. The record is from RefSeq and is a predicted model, not a curated record. NCBI's taxonomy places the organism in Eukaryota, Metazoa, Arthropoda, Insecta, Diptera, Muscidae.
UUACAUUCUUUUUCUCCGGCCGCAGUGAAAGAAUGGAUUUAUUGUUUUAAACAAUAAAAUUAUAACAAGAAGAAAUGUAUUAAACCCCCCCUCUCAAAAUGAAAUGGAAGAGAGUGCGGUAAAACAAAGUGACAAAAGAGAAUAGAAAAAAAAUGAAGAAGAAAAAUUAAUUAAUGAAGAAACCAUUCGUUUCCACUCCAACCUCAAGUGGAGCUUGUGAACGAAUGCAGAAAAAAAAUAUUUUUUUUAAUGUUAAGAUAUUGCAAAAAUAAAACGCCACUUCUUGGCUUGGCCUUUGAUCGAGUAGCAUUGAGGGUAGCUGGGAAAGAAAAUGGAAAUAAUAAAACAUCUGCAAAAAUUAAAAUCUCAUCAAAGAUAAUUUCAAGAGUACUUAAUUUGGCUCGGAGUACCACUAGACGGACACCUUCGACGUGCCGCAAUUGAAAUAAUUUUUUUUCUCGGCAAGCCGCCUCCACCCCUGCCAGAUCAUUAUUGCCCCAGUCUCCACACCGCUGAAAUUGCUUUAAAAAUUCCCCAAAAUAAUUCGAGAAGUGAGCAAAUAUUUCCGUAAACAUCAGCAACGCAUCAACGGAAAGAGAAAUUAUCCUCGAGAAAGAAUUUCAGGCGGGAGUGGUCGUCGUUCGUUCGGUUGUCAACAUUAUUUACAAACAAGCGGAAUGGUGUGAAAAUCAUCAGGCGGCCGUGUAUUGGCUUCAUGAAAAAUAUAAGCUGUUAAAAUUAAGUGCAAGAAAAACGCGGCGCAUGCGCAAAACAAAAAUCGGCGCUGUUUGGUGUUUUUCAGUGUGGAAAAUAAACAAAUAAAUAAGGUGAAAACAAAAAUAAGAAAAUCAAAGCAAAAAAAGAGAAAAGAAAAAUAAGUUUGCAAAAAAAGAAAAUUUUAAAAGAAAAAUAUUCACAACAACAAGGCAUAAAAUUAAUAUUCAAUACCUGUUCUGAUAUGUCAAAUGCGUCUCGAGCCUCAAAGCGCCUUGCAUAGCCGUUUGUUGCCCGGCUUGUUUGCCGUCAUCGUUCACUGUACAUCGUUAGCUGGACUUCAUUGAGAGUUUGAAAAGCGGCUCUUUUUUUGUUUUCUUUUUAUCACCGUAAACCUUGUUGGAAUUGCUGCUACUCCUGGGUGCCUCGCUGCCGCUCCCUUGGCCCUCGCUGGCCGUGAUAAAUCGUUUUUUACAUGUUGUAAUGUAAGAUUUCCUGCAUGUGCGUCAUGGUAUGAAGGAACCGACGACUAACAACUUGGACGAUAUUGUGCCUGGCAGGCUGACGUCAGCCGAAUUAAGGGCGAUGGCACUACGUCAACAACAACAAAUCGACUCCCAACAUCAACUGUUGGCCACCAAAGAGCAGCGCUUACGCUUUCUAAAACAGCAAGAGGUCCGCAAUGCCGUUGCCAAUGCGGAGGGCGAACGUUUGAGGCGUUUGCGGGAGCGUGUCGAAGCGCAAGAAUCCAAGCUGCGUCGUUUACGAGCACUACGAGGUCAAGUGGACUUACAGAAAACCUAUAAUGUUACCUUAAGCAAUGAUUUAGACUCGAUACGAGCCCUUUUCAGUGAAAAGGAAAAAGAACUGAGUUUGGCUGUGGCCAAAGUAGAAGCUUUAACCAGGCAAUUGGAAGAUUUGCGCCGUGAUCGAAGAUGUCCCAUCAACUUGAUUGCAGGUGGCAGUACAACGGGUCAGCCGUUGCCACCGCAGGCCUCAAGAGAACUGGAAAAGCUAAGAAGAGAGUUGAUGUAUCGCAACCAGCUGUCAUUGCAACAAGAUGCCCGACUCCAUUUACAAAGGGAGGCCUUACAACAGCGGCAGGCUGAAUUGAGAUCUGUCGAUCAAAGAAUUUAUGAGCUGCAAACACGGCUGCAGCGUAAAAAGGCGGCCAAUGUACAAACGAAUCAAACACAACAACAGCAACAGCAGCAACAAACAAAUAUCAGUCCCAAUCAUAUCAUAGCCACACAGCAACAGCAGCAACAACAAGUACAACAAAAUCCACAACAACAGCAGCAACAACAACACUCUUCGACCCAAAAUCAUAAUGCCGGCUUUAAUACGGCUCCUGGUAGGCCGGGUGAAAUUGUGGAUGGGUCAGCAGCCAACUAUCCCCCAAAUCACAUGGCGCCCAAGACGGGGGUGGCUGCCCUCAAACAGCAACUGUUACAAAAGCAAGCCAACCAGGCUGCGGCAGCUGCUGCAGCAGCCGCUGCCAAUGGCAAUCAACCAGGCGGCUAUAACAACAAAUUUGCCCAUGUCAUCAGUCGGGCCAAUGAUAAUCGCAAUAUACCCCGAGGUAAUGUAGCGGCCGUGGAACCCUAUAUCCAUACACCCCAAAAAUCCACCAUAACCCCAACCUCUAGCUAUUUGGGUAAUAUUCUCAAACAUGCCGCCGCCACAGCCAAUACAAAUCAACAGAAUCAGCUGAUCCAGGAGCAUACCCAUGCCAAGCUGAACCUGGCCAACAGUGGGCACCCAACCAAUGCCACAGCGGGGCAUUCUGCGACCAGCAAUACAAGUCCCAAUUUCUUUAUGGCGGAAAGUGAUGAGUCCAAGCUGGCCAAGAAAAUGUUAACGGCAGCCAUAACCAGCAAACAAAUGCACAGUGCGGAGGCAGCUCCUCAGACCCAGGUUUCGGAGACAACAUCAUCGGCGUCGUCAUCAGUGGCGACGACGACGACAACAACAAUGGCGCCCAAUAAGGUGGACACCUCUCACCACAUCUAUGCCGAGGUGGGACCCAAAAAACGUGAUUUGGUCAAAGAAGUCACCGCCAAUUUGGAGGCCAACCACCCAAGUACAACGAGCUCCCAAACGACCAGUAAAAUUCCGAAAAGCAUUACCACCGCCACAUCUGCCUCAGCUUUAAUUAGCAAACUGAACAGCGCCGCCGCCAGUGGUACUCACAUAUCUCAGAGAGAGAAAUCCGAUUUGGAGAAGAAGGCGGAAAUUUCGGUGACCAGUGAGACACUGCUGGAGAAGAACACCCACCAGCUGACGGUGCACAGUAUGCCACUGGGGGCAGCCAAUAAAUCGGUGGCCACAGGUGUUUCCAACUCAUCUACCACCAGCUGCGGCGAAAGUGGCAUGUCCAAGCCCAAGCCUCUUGCCUCGGGCAAUUUAGCCGUACCUCCCCGUAAACCCAUUAGCAGUGUGGCGCCCACAUCGGUUUCCAGCUCCAUACCCAAAAUGAUUACCUACAGUCCAAAAGUUAACCGUGUAGCUCCCAAUGUGGUUAGUUCAAGUUUGGCAACAACGGUUUCCACCUCCACAUCCGCCACAACGGCAGUGUCUAGCACCGCCACGGCAAAUGAUAGGCCUGCCUUGCCGCCAAAGCCGCAUAAAAUGUCGUCAGCGUCGUCAACAGAAACCAAUCAAGAUUCGAAGAAAUCGUCCCUGGAAGCCACGACGAGCAGCUCCUCAUCAGCAACACUCACUACCACCUCCACCUCCUCAUCUAGUUCUGCCUCAACCUUGCCCAUACAAAAUAUCAACGAUAAUCUGCCUAUCAAGGCAAAGCCUCUGACCAUACGCAAACAGCCUCUGUCGGAACAGCCUCGACUCAAAUCCAGCAACAGCAACAACAAAGCUGGCAGUAACCAACAAAAUUCCCGGAAAUCGGAACUAAAUUCCAACAACAACAACAACUAUUUGUACAAUGACCGGAGAUCCACCACUGCGGAAUUAUCCUCUGAAACCAACAGUGAAGCCAAUUCCACACCCCAAUAUUCUCCAAAUAUUCAACACUCUCAAUCGGCAUCCAACAUCCCCCUGGCGGCCCAACAACAAUCCUCCAGCCAAGAUGAAACGGAUCGUUCCGAUGGUCAAGGCAAUUCGGGAAAUCAAAUAACCGAAGAUAAAUCUCCAGACAGCCUUAAACGGCGCCUGCGCAGCAUGUCGGCCGGUAACAAUGCCUCCUCUACGGCAUCGGGUAAUGGCAAACCGAAAUUAACACGUCGUGUCAGUUUUGACCCCUUGGCCCUGCUGCUGGAUGCCAGUCUGGAGGGUGAACUGGAACUGGUCAAGAAAACCGCCAUGCAAGUUGCCAAUCCCAGUGCAGCCAAUGAUGAGGGUAUUACGGCGCUGCACAACGCCAUCUGUGCUGGUCAUAUUGAUAUAGUCAAAUUCCUGGUCGAAUUUGGUUGUGAUGUCAAUGCCCAAGACUCGGAUGGCUGGACGCCGCUGCACUGUGCCGCCAGCUGCAACAAUUUGGCCAUGGUUAAGUUUCUAGUGGAAAAUGGUGCCUGCCUAUUUGCCGCCACGUUGUCGGAUCAUGAAACGCCCGCCGAGAAAUGUGAAGAGGACGAAGAAGGUUUCGAUGGCUGUUCGGAGUAUUUGUACAGCAUUCAAGAAAAACUUGGCAUACUUCACGCCGGUGAAGUAUAUGCGGUAUUCUCCUACGAAGCACAAAAUAGCGAUGAAUUGACAUUUACGGUCAACGAUCGUCUUGUAAUCCUAAGAAAAGGUGAUGAUGCGGAAAGCGAGUGGUGGUGGGCGAAAAAUGACCAAAACGAGGAGGGCUAUGUGCCAAGGAAUCUGUUGGGACUCUAUCCCAGAGUGCCACCGCAGACCACAAAUUACGCUGAUUAGCAGUUAAUACGUUUUUGCGUUUUGAAAAAGAAAGCCGGACGUUUAAUACAAAAACGUUACAUAUCAAAGUUUUUGUAAACAAAAACCAAUACACUCACACCCGUACAACUACACACACACGCCCACACAAACGAAAUGACCACGAAAAAUGUGAAACGGAAGUGCAUAUUUAGCGAGCAAACAAAAAAAAUCGGAAACGGAUGUUUUUACUGCAAACUGUUUAAUAAUAAUGUAAUCCUAAGGACCCAUUAGUCUAGCAACUAAACCACUACAUACUCACAUAUACAGCAGCAACAAAUUUAUGACAACAUAUGUGCAACAUAUAACCACUUUACAAUUUUCAUUCUCCAGCUUAACCUUCGGCAUUCUUUUUGUUAUAAUUCUAAGAAAGUUCGAAAAACAAAACACCAAUAUAUAUUUUUUCUUCGAAAUUUUAUUAUAUUAAAAAUAAAUUAAAUAAAAAUUAAUAUAAAUUAAAGUUAAUUGAAAAAAUAUGGAAACCAUGAAAAUUAACAGAAAAGAAAAACUAAUAAAAACAAUAAUAAUACUAAAAAUAAAAAUAAAAUAAGUUAUAAAAUAAUUAAAAAAAAAAACUAAAUUUCAAAACUUUUCAAAUUGAGAAAUAUAAAUACCUGCAUAAAACAAACACACACACAUACGCAUAUUACUAUAUAUUUUCACAUAUAUACAUAAAUACGCAUAAUUAUAUACAAACACCACACACAAACACACACAUCCAUUUGUAUUAAGUACUUGACCUUAACUAAUUGAUAAUCAUUGAUUAAUAAUAAUAAUAAUAGUCUAACAAUUUCAAAUUAAAAAAAAAAAAAACAAAAAAAAAAAGAAACAAUUAUAAAAACAUGCAUGAAAUUAUUUUUGAUGACCACCACCUAAAGCUAAAAAAAUUGGAAAAUUAUAUUAAAAAAUAUAUAUUUAAUAAUUUUUCGUUUUUCUUUUUCCCUUCGUUACUAUUGCCUAAUUAAUGUGAUUUUUUCGGAUUUUGUAAAAUUAAAAUGAAAGCAAAAAAAAAAAGCAUUAUAUGAACAUAAAUACAAAAUGACAUGUAAUCAACAACAACAACAAAAAACUGAAAACAAAAUUAAUAAAAGAAAAAGAUAUUACUUAAACAUAUUUAAACAAAAAAAAAAAUAUAUAAAAA